AUGUUAAUUGGUCCUAAACAGUUCAGGACAGUCCUGGGACUGGCAUUAAAUGCUGACAAUAAAACUGGUAGCAUAUAUAUAAUUGGUAUGGCAACACCAGUACAUGAGGCUGUUGUUCAUCAGCUUCAAAACUUUUUCAAAGAUCCUAACAGAGGAGUUGUUGAUGACCCUCCCAUAGUAGUAUUAGGACAGCCUCAUAAGGGAAUUUAUUCUAUUCACUUUAAACCUAAUGGAAGUAGGAUUGAAAUAGCUCCUGAUGUUGCCAUAUAUCCAGACACAGCAUUUGUUCCAAGACCUGUUAAUUCAAUCAUAGUACCUCAUCCUCCCAGUGAUGUAGAUUGA
Molecule: messenger RNA, 342 nt
Organism: Entrophospora candida
Lineage: Eukaryota; Fungi; Glomeromycota; Glomeromycetes; Entrophosporales; Entrophosporaceae
Source: the annotation of a GenBank genome assembly